UUGGAAGGUAGUUCGACGAUUCAAAACAAUGAACCCACAAACAAAUAUGCUACGCUUUACAUUAUUACCAUUGUUGUUGUUGUCAAUUAUGUUUUCGAUGACUUGCAAGGGGCAAACAUUUCAAUAUUCAAGAGGUUGGACAAACGGUAAACGCGGCGGCAUAGCGAUAAGCAACAGUAACAACAAUCACCAUUUUCGCAGAGAGGAGGAGAAUAUACCGGAAAUACUUGAAACACAACAAGAUGGUGUCGAUAAGAGGUUGGAAAGAUGUCUGCUACAGUUUCAGCAUUUCCUAAAGAAUCCUUUAUUCCAUCACGCAGCCACGGCAUCUGCUUCGUACGGAUUGAAUCCUUCCAACGGCAACCAAAAUAAUGAUAGUAACAAUAAUAACAAUAAUAACAAUCCUUUGUAUGGAAGGAAUCAUCAUCAAUCAAAUGAAAUGCUUGAAGAGCUUGGCAAUAGUGUCGAUUCCAAUGAUUACGUUAGACAUUAA
This is a messenger RNA of Glossina fuscipes, 493 nucleotides long. RefSeq names its product pro-corazonin. Gene Ontology annotation, biological process: positive regulation of heart contraction. The record is from RefSeq and is a predicted model, not a curated record. Gene Ontology annotation, molecular function: corazonin receptor binding. The transcript has 3 exons. NCBI's taxonomy places the organism in Eukaryota, Metazoa, Arthropoda, Insecta, Diptera, Glossinidae. Bases 29 to 493 code for a protein of 154 amino acids.